GGUCAAAUUUUGUUGACAAUACACGUGUCGUGUACAGAUCGACAUGACACACAUGUAAACAGAGAUAUAAAAUAUGACAUGAAGCACUAGAGUACACAAUUGGUUGCGUAGUUUUUCGCUGAUUCGUAGUUGGGGGAUUCCCGCAAUUUUUAUUUUCGUCCUAUGUGUGACGCAGUAGGGCACGUCUUGUGAACUGUGUCAAAAUGUGUCACAUCCAACAAACCCGUUCUCGUGAAAUAUUGAACCAGCCACGGGCUACACACUAUGGCUGUCGCCCUCAGCAAACCUAGAUUAGAUAACAGUCGUUGUUUUAACCAUGGUUUAUUUAUUCUACAUCAGCUAUGAGCUGGGUGAGGGUACACACCAGUCACAGCUACAAGUUGCUGAUACCGGCCAAAACACACCCAGCACAGACCUUGACCCGAUGAGUCACCACGGUGAGCUAGUCCUGGACCUGGCCACAGACCCGUGCCAGACGACCAGAGACCAGCUGAUGACCGUCGCCCAGAACCAGCUGACCAACAGCAGGCUAGGGCUGACCGUGCUGACCAGAACACUGGACGCCUCCACUCUACCGGACUGCCGGCUCAUCCGGUCAGACGAUAACCUUGACCUCCUGUUCAAGGCCAAGACCUGUCUAGACGAGGCAGGCGUGAGCGACUUUGUCCUGAUGACGAGCCUGGCAAUGAAGAAGUUCUGGGAGACGGCGUGCCUGCACGUGUUCUCGCACGUGCACACCUGGCAGGUGACAGGUGUAGACGUCCAGUCGCAGCUGCCAGCCGUGGAGCCGUGGGAGCUGGAGCAGGUGGAGACCGGCUUCAAGGAGUACCUGAAAGGUGUGGGGCGCCAGGAGCAGGUGCAGGUGUUGAGGAGUCACGUGAUACCUGCGGACAGGUUCAAUGCAGGUUUUCACGAGAGGUUUGGGGGCGUGUCCCAGCUGUCACCUUUGACCUCCCUCAACAUGCUCUACACCAUACGCAAGCCUGACCCUGUGUUGGUCAUAGAAGAGAACAGAAGGCGCCUGGCGGAGGCCGCGGGGUUCGAACCCGCGUCUCUACGGGUAGCCAAAGUAGAACACGAUAAAAAUAUUUGGGUAGUUGGUAAACCCCCACCCCCAAAGUUUGACGGUGUGGUCACCAAUAUACCUGGGGUAACAGUAGCAGCUCCGGGGGCGGACUGUGCUAUGAUUUUAUUGGCUGACACCAAAACAGGUGCCUGCGGUGCCGUGCAUGCAGGGUGGAGAGGUACCACAGUGGGGGCGGUUCGAGCCUGUCUGCAGACAAUGGUGGAGGAGUUCGGGACGGACCCUCAAGACAUCCGCGCGGCCAUUGGUCCAACUAUUGAAGGCAAGUGCUUUGACCUUCCAGCCAGUGAUGCGGCACCACUCACUCGCCUGGAUCCAGGGCUGGUCUGGGGGUCAGCCCGGCACCCUGACUGGGUGCACGCCGACCUUGUGCAGGCCAACGUGCUGAUGCUACAGCUGGACGGCGUGCCGGCUGGCAACAUCGACACCAGCUGCGCCCUGUGUACAGUCUGCAACAAACAGUUCUUCUCGCACCGUAGAGACAACAUCCCAUUUGGCAACCAGAUUGGCUUCAUUUCCUGCCGGAAAUCUGGCGGUGACAAUCUUUGAUCUCAUUCCUUAAGGUUAGACAAACAUUCAUAUGACUUGGAAGUGUAUUAUUUAUUACAAGUUUUAUAUGCAUAUCUCAGUUUUGACGAUAGUUCAAGAUAUUUUAAACUGCGGGUAAUGCAGGUGAGGUAACUCAUAUAGAGAAAGUUUCCCUAACUGUGAUUGCAUGGAGAAAAGUUUACCAUUGUAAAUCUUGGAAGACGUUUGAAAAAACAAUUCGAGUAUAUACCAGGCAUACUAUACCCAAACCUCAAACUUAAUUCCUAACAUCAUUUUUUUUCUUUUUGUUCCUUGUGGAGCAUAGGACCUCUGUCAAAGCUUUCCCCUCCCCACAGUCUAUAGCCACUCCUUCAGCUGUUCCCAGUUCCUUCCUACCCUCUUAGCAUCAACUGGCACACAACAUUACCAUGUCUCCCUGGGUCGACCCCCUGCAUCACGUGACCUGGGGGUCCAGGGCUUGUCUGGCUCUAUUGCCAGGAGUGCUACCAUAGAACUCAAAUUUCUGACCCUAGCAUUACUGAUGUAACAAUACUCGGAGUAAACAGGCCUAUUUAUAGAAGUGUCAUUGUCAGGUACUUGUAGUAUCCAAAGAUUUUUUUAGAUAUAAUGAGUCAUUUUUUUGUAUCUUCGAAAGUUUAAUUUCUAAUCAAUGCUAGAUUUGGUGGGUGUCUUUGAAAUAAAAAUAUUUGGAUGUUCUUUAGCUGAACUAAUUGUAUUGAAUGUUUCCUUAUCAUCUGAAAGUUUUAAACUAAGUUUAAUGUUUUAUUUUGUUGACCAAUGGUCAUUAAUGCUGUUACCAAAUGGACAUGACGUGACCUUUUAUUUAAGUCACUGUAAAACUAAACAGAUUUGAUCUGAUAAAUGUAUGACAUAUUUUCACAUGUCAGUUAUCAGUGUUUGAUGUGUAUUUACUGUGUAAAAUCACACUCUGUUCACUUCACAUUUAUUUGUGGAGUAGUUCAAGUUUAGCAAAGUUUGCUAAAGUUGUAUUUUUAUUUAAGGAUCUUUGGUGUUAUAUUUUAGAAUUUAUUUCUUACUUUAAGCUUGUCACACAAGAAAACAAUGGAUAGUUUACAGAAAGAAAUAAUUUGAAAUUAAUGUUGUCCAAUUUGGCAAGCAACAAACUAUUAAGUUUAUCUGGCAACUACUUGCUGAACAGUCUUUAUGAAAAAAAAUUGUAUUACAUUUUUUAUAAUUAAAUAAUCUGUCCUAUUUUGAUAAACCACAAUUCACAUUUUCACUAAACACUAGGAAUCACUAAUUUUGAAACAAAUAUUUGAGCUAUAACAAUAUCUAUUUAAUUUGAAAACUUAAUUUAAUAUGAUAUGGUAAUUUAGAAAUUAUAGUCAGUUUUUUUACCUAGAUAAGCAAAUAUAUUUAUGUAUACUGAUGUAUUUCAAACUAUAUGUGAAGUAUAUGUAACCAUAUUUUGUAUGUAUGUAACCAUAUUUUGUAUGUAUGUAACCAUAUUUUGUAUGUAUGAAACCAUUUUUUGUUUAUGUGUAACCAUAUUUUGUAUGUAUGUAACCAUAUUUUGUAUGUAUGAAACCAUAUUUUGCUUAUGUGUAACCAUAUUUUGUAUACUUAUAUGCUUCUACUUGUCUAAGCUUAUUAUCUGGCUGGCCAGAUAGAUUCCAUAUUUUAAUCCACUUUUUUAUCAUCCCAUAUGAAAAGUGAUAGAGUUUUAUUUCUGGCUUUUUUUACUGGGCCAUGGUCAAACUGAGAGCCUGACCCAUCAGUUACAAUAAAGUUUAGUAACCAGUCAAAACUCUUGUCAAAUAAUUAAGUCAUCCAACCCCCCCUCUCCCUCUUCCCACUACCUCCCCUCUUCCCACUCCCUCCCCCUCUUCCCACUCCCUCCACCUAUUCCCACUCCCUCCCCUCUUCCCACUCUCUCCACCUCUUCCCACCCUCCCCUCUUCCCACUCCCUCCCCUCUUCCCACUCCCUCCCCUCUUCCCACUCCCUCCACCUCUUUCCAUUCCCUCCCACCUCCCACCUCCCACUCUGUCCUCCCAAUACUCCCUCCCUUUAUAACCCCCAGCUUACCAUCAUUACUACCUCCACAUAUUACCACCUCAUUACCCCCCCCCCCCUCCACAGUUCAAGUACACCCACUAAGUGUAUAUAUAUGUAGACCACACAUCCUAUUGGUGAUAUUUUUUUAAUGCAACUAAAUGUCAACAGAGUUUAAAUUUGUUGUCUAUAGUUCACACUAGAGCAAUUUGUCAUUCUUUUGUUGUGUCAUAGUUCAAGAGAAUCAUAAAAAAUCAGAGAUGAUCUUUUAUGAGAAAAACUAAAAAUAUUUUUAUAGCCCUUUACUGUAUUCAGUUAUGAGAGAAAUUGCUGAUUAUACAACAUAUACUACAUGUAUAUAUAUAAAUAAAUAU
Messenger RNA from Physella acuta, 4022 nucleotides. RefSeq names its product purine nucleoside phosphorylase LACC1-like. NCBI's taxonomy places the organism in Eukaryota, Metazoa, Mollusca, Gastropoda, Physidae. The record is from RefSeq and is a predicted model, not a curated record. Gene Ontology annotation, molecular function: copper ion binding.